Molecule: messenger RNA, 1311 nt
Organism: Sphenostylis stenocarpa
Lineage: Eukaryota; Viridiplantae; Streptophyta; Magnoliopsida; Fabales; Fabaceae
Source: the annotation of a GenBank genome assembly
AUGGAUAAUACUUCUAACUUUCUACUUCUCUUCACUCUCUUCCAUUUUCUCUUCAUUGCACCCUCUUUCGCUCAACAAUCUUUCAGGCCAAAAGCCCUCGUUGUCCCCGUUACAAAAGAUGCAUCAACUCUCCAAUACGUAACUCAUAUCAACCAAAGAACCCCUCUUGUCCCACUAAAUCUUGUGCUUGACAUCGGAGGUCAAUUCCUCUGGGUCGAUUGCGAUAGCAACUACGUCUCCUCCACUUACCGCCCUGCACGCUGCCGCUCCUCCCAGUGCUCCCUCGCCGGAUCCACCUCCUGCGGUGACUGCUUCUCCGCCCCCAGACCCGGCUGCAACAACAACACGUGCGGCCUCACACCGGACAAUACAAUCACUCACACCGCUACCGGCGGUGAGCUCGCCCAAGAUGCCGUCUCCGUCCAAUCCACCAACGGCUUCAACCCGGGACGAAACGUCACCGUUUACCGCUUCCUCUUCUCCUGCGCCCCUACCUUCCUACUCCAAGGACUCGCCAGUGGAGUCUCCGGCAUGGCCGGUCUCGGUAGAACGAAAAUCGCGCUUCCCUCGCAGUUCGCUUCCGCGUUUAGCUUCCACAGAAAAUUCGCCGUCUGCCUCUCCUCCUCAAAGGGGGUCGCUUUCUUCGGCGACGGCCCCUACGUUCUUCUCCCCAACAUCGAGGCUUCUCAGUUAUUCACCUUCACGCCACUGUUGCUGAACCCCGUUAGCACCGCUUCCGCUUUCUCCCAGGGAGACCCCUCCGCCGAGUAUUUCAUCGGCGUGAAAUCCAUCAGAAUCGACGAAAACGCUGUGCCCGUUAACAUGACUUUGCUAUCCAUAAACAGCGACGGCGUUGGCGGAACGAAGAUCAGUUCCGUUAACCCUUACACUGUGUUAGAGGCUUCCAUCUUCAAAGCAGUGACGGAGGCUUUUGUAAAAGCAUCUGCUGCGAGGAAUAUAACGAGGGUGGCCGCAGUGGCGCCUUUUGAAGUGUGUUUCAGCAGUAAGAACGUGUUGAGCACGAGGUUAGGGGCGUCGGUGCCAACCAUUGAGCUUGUGUUGCAGAACCAGAACACGAUUUGGAGGAUUUUCGGAGCGAACUCAAUGGUGAGUGUGAGCGAUGAUAAGGUGCUGUGUCUUGGGUUGGUGAAUGGUGGACCGAAGCCGAGGACUUCCAUUGUGAUUGGUGGGUAUCAACUGGAGGAUAAUCUCUUGCAGUUCGAUUUGGCCACUUCAAGAUUGGGUUUCAGCUCAUUGCUCUAUGGAAUCCGAACUACCUGCGCAAAUUUCAACUUUACCUCCACCGCUUAG